This is a messenger RNA of Aspergillus affinis, 1299 nucleotides long. RefSeq names its product F-box domain protein. The coding region runs from base 1 to 1299 and encodes 432 amino acids. The record is from RefSeq and is a predicted model, not a curated record. Lineage: Eukaryota; Fungi; Ascomycota; Eurotiomycetes; Eurotiales; Aspergillaceae. The transcript has 3 exons.
AUGACAUUGAACACCACAAAAUUCCACCCUCCUCCUCUGAACCUUACCGACUUAGAGACCAUGUCAUCUUUUGCCCACUACUGCCAUAAAGUCGGCAUCCAUGGAUCGACCGUGUGUGAUAUGCGACGUCGUCAUUUCCGACACUCCCAUCCCAUGGGGAGCAGUACUCCCAAGCAAAAGACUAGAUUGGCGCCAAAAGCUUCGAUGUCGCGUUAUAAUUGCCAAACUACGGGAAACGUUAGCGGCAUUGGUUAUCAUCACUGGGACAUUGGAAUUGUCGCCCCCUUAGGUGUUGACAGCUCCUACGACGACCCUGACAUCGACAUGGAGAGCCUCUGGCGCUAUCAAGCAGGAGCAAAAGUGUGGUUCUUUGCUCACGCCAGAUGCUGGGAUAUCCUCGCGCAGAGAUUGUCCGCAGGACUCUCAGAUAUUCGCACUACCAGCCUCGCGAAUUUGAUGUUUUACGACCAGCCGCAUACGCUUCAUUUGGGCACCAGGCUUGAAACGGGGAUCAGGUUUGAAACGGGGAUUAUCGGCCUGUUGUAUAGGUUCUACGAACUGGAGGAUGUUGCUGACGUAAAGUAUGACAUUUCUGUGGCGGAGCCUUCACAGCCUGAAAACCUGUCUCAACUACUACCCUCUGGCACAAAGAAGACUUAUCCACCCCGUGCCUAUGCAAUACCUUUCCAGGGACCCUUUGGGAGCCAGGAUGCCUUUCGUUGUCUCCCCGUUGAGAUAAUCCACACGCUGCUUGCAAUGCUUCCAUGUGCCGAUAUCAAAAACCUACGAGCGGCCUCGAGGUCUGUUGCAUCGGCUAGUCAUCCUGCGGAAUUCCCGCAGCAAUUCUGGCGAUCACGCUUUUCUCCGGAAUUAGAGAUGGGAUUUGCGCUACCAAAAGAUACCACUGGGAUCCUCGAUUGGCGAACCGCUUAUUCGGCGGUCAAGAACGCAAUAAAUGACCCCAAGGGCUCUCCUCAUCUCAAGAACCGACGUCGAAUUUGGGAAAGGGUAGGCACUAAGACAUCGAUAUUCACUGAAUUAAAGGCCGGGGAGUCUUUGGAUGAUAUGUCUCUUGAUGAAUUCGGGUGCUUGACGUUCGAGAGCCAUCCGAGCACGGCGAUUACGAAGACACCUGCCGCGGAUCCGAUUCCGAUUCCGGCGGAUGCGCCGGCGCUGAGUGGUGUUGAUGUUGAUGGGGAUGAGGUGCUUGAGGGUUUGGAUGUGGAUGAAGCUGUUAUCGAGGGUGUGGGUUCUGUGCCCGCGGUGGAGGUCCUGAAUUCGCUUGAUGUUGGUGUCUAG